Funneliformis geosporum is the source of this 512-nucleotide messenger RNA. The record is from the annotation of a GenBank genome assembly. NCBI's taxonomy places the organism in Eukaryota, Fungi, Glomeromycota, Glomeromycetes, Glomerales, Glomeraceae.
CUCCAAAAAAAGCUGCUAUUUUUACUCCAGCUUCUUCGUCUUCUUCAACCUUAACUUCAGUUCCUACCAACCUAGAUUUAGAAAUUAUCCAAGAAGUUUUUGGCUUACUACUAAAUAAAAAAAUGGAUUUUGAAGUUUAUAACAUAUUUAAAAUUACCACUAUCAACAAAAUUUCACCAGUUAUUCUGCCUUCGAAUAAUAACAUUAAUAAUAACAUAAAAGUUGAUAAUAUCUCUGAAAACUCUUCUUCAUCCAAAAAUAGGUCAAAACUUUUAGAUCCUGACGAAUAUCUUGAAGACAAUAAUAUGGAAGAAGACUUAAAAGAUUUCAUUGUUAUCACCAAAGCUACUCCCUUUGCAGUUGCCAGCAGUAUCAAGUUUACACCUAAGGAAAAGAAUAACAGCAAAAUUAUUCUAACUAUCAACAAUAUUUUUGCUCAAAAUGAUGACAAGAUGCAGCAUAGUCAAAUGAAUAAAAAUUUACUUUAUUAUGCAGAUAAAGUAGAGAAUUAG